AUGACUUCUAUGGUGCGCUCCAGGUCUAAAACACGCACAGUAGCUGAUGAAAUUCGUUCGGAUGGCACUCGUGCUAUUAUCAUAACUGAUACUGUUGAAGAAACCAUUGAAAAAGUUACACCGGUUAUAAAUCCAAUAAAUCAUCUAAAACCAAUAAAUCAUAUAGAUCCAAUAAAUCAUAUAAAUCCAAUAAAUCAAAAAAAUCAAAUAAAUCAAAUAAACCAAAUAAACCAAAUAAAUUAUAAUGUUACCAUGGUGAAUAAAUCGCCAUCAUUUAAAAUUCCUAUUAUUAAGAUCAAUGGUAAUAUCGAACCUGAGAUAGAUAAUGUAGAAGAAGAAGAAGAAUUAAUGAAAGAAAAAAAAGUUGAGCAACAAGAGGAUAAUAAAUCGAAAGAUAGUGACAAGAAGCAAGAAGAUAAUAAAUUAAUCAAUAAUGAUAAUCUGGGUAAUGAGGUCAAAAAAGAAGAAAAAAUUGAGGAGCAAGGGAAUAAUAAAUCGAACGAUAAUGACAAGAAGCAAGAAGAUAAUAAAUUAACCACCAGUAAUAAUGAUUAUAUUAUCAAUGAGGUCAAAGAAGGAACAAAAGUUGAGCAGCAAGAAGAUAAUAAAUUAAUCAAUAACGAUAAUAUGGAUAGGGAGGUCAAAAAAGAAGAAAAAAUCGAGGAGCAAGAGAAUAAUAAAUCGAAAGAUAAUGACAAGAAGCAAGAAGAUAAUAAAUUAGUCAUCAAUAAUUAUAAUUAUUAUAUCAAUGUGGUCAAAAAAGAAGAAAAAGUCGAGGAGCAAGAGAAUAAGAAAUCCAAAGAUGAUGACAAGAAACAAGAAGAUAAUAAAUUAAUCAUCAAUAAUUAUAAUUAUAAUAAUAUUAUCAAUGAGGUCAAAAAAGAAGAAAAAGUCGAGGAGCAAGGGAAUAAUAAAUCGAAAGAUAAUGACAAGAAACAAGAAGAUAAUAAAUUAAUCAUCAAUAAUUAUAAUAAUAUUAUCAAUGAGGUCAAAAAAGAAGAAAAA
Entrophospora candida is the source of this 1005-nucleotide messenger RNA. Lineage: Eukaryota; Fungi; Glomeromycota; Glomeromycetes; Entrophosporales; Entrophosporaceae. The record is from the annotation of a GenBank genome assembly.